ACUAACACCAAUUGUUGGCAAAUGUUCUAGUCGGCUCUGCAUUUGAAUAAAGAAUGAAUUAAUUAAUAAGCCUUCACUACUGUAUCGUGCAUGAAUCAGCGGGCAAGUAGAGGAUGACGAUGAAUUUGAUGUACCCCCAUCUGACUUUUUGGGAGAAGAAGAUGAGGAACAAGAUAUACAUAGCUGUCUUAUUCUUUGAGAUAAUCGCCAAUCUCGUUCAUCAAAAUGCUCUCUUUUGUCUCAAUUUCCCCCCCUCAGAGACUCAGUAUAUGUUAAUACAAAAUCCUCUGUUUGCUUCUUUGGAGAGAGAAUGGCUGUGGAUCGGACAAAGUUGACAAAGUUGCAGUGAAUUUGUGGAAGAUUGAAGGUAAAGGAAAGCAGAAAAUUUGUCGGCAUUAAAAUAAUCAUUGAAAGCUGAAAAGGGAAGGAGCAGAGGAUCGUCAAUUGCCGGAAGAGUAAGCAUUGAUUAUUAGGUGUUUGAUAAAAGUUUUAGAUUUGCUUUUGAAACUAGGGUUAAUUGUAUUGCAUUUGUAUCAGUUGAGGAUUUGAGAUUGGCAAUCCUAGUUUGUUAGGAUUAAGUGCUUAACGCCAAAAGUUAUUAUGGUGAGUUGAGACUGAAUUUUAUUUCGUUAUAAAUCAUCAUAACAUUUUUGAGAAACGAGUUAUUAGAAUCGAUCUUUUUAAGUCAUUUACCUAAUCAACAAUUUCUCAAUAGUGGAGUGUUAUCUUGACCUCUAACUACCUCUACCCAACAAUUUCCCAGUAGUCAGGUGUUAAGCUUGGUCUUUACCUACUUCUACCCAAUGAUCUCUCAGUAGUCGGAUGUUAUCUUGUCCUUUACCUACCUCUGCUGAACAAUCUUUCAAACCUACCUCUACCCAAUAAUUUCUCAGUAGGUCCGUGUUAAACUUGACCUUUACCUACCUCUGCCUAACAAUUUUUCGGUAAUCUGGUGCUAAACUUAGCCUUUACCAACCUCCCACCGUAAUUGAGCGAGUCCGUGAUUAGGAGGGAAGGGAAAUGGCAACGCCGGUGGGGCCGCCAAACGGUAUUAUGGCUUACGGGAAGCAUUACUUCAGAAUGUGGGAAACGAUUUUUGAAGUGGAUACGAAGUACGUUCCGAUGAAGGCAAUAGGUAGAGGUGCUUACGGCGUGGUGUGUUCGGCGGUGAACAGGGAGACCGGCGAGAGGGUGGCGAUCAAGAAGAUCAAUGACGUGUUUGGGAAUAGAAUGGAUGCGCUUAGAUGUCUUAGAGAGUUGCAGCUUUUGCGUCACAUUCGGCACGAAAACGUGAUCGCUUUGAGGGAUGUUAUGAUGCCGAGCAAUCGGAGUAGUUUCACAGAUUUGUAUUUGGUGUAUGAAUUGAUGGAUACUGAUCUUCAUCAUAUCAUAAAGUCCUCUCAGCCACUCACAAAUGAUCAUUGCAAGUAUUUCCUUUUCCAGGUCCUUCGGGGGUUGGAAUAUCUCCACUCAGCAAACGUUCUCCACCGGGAUUUGAAGCCUGGGAACAUCCUUGUCAAUGCUAACUGUGAUCUGAAAAUAUGUGACUUUGGACUGGCUAGAACAACAAGCGGAGACAACAAUGGACAGUUGAUGACUGAAUAUGUAGUCACUCGCUGGUACCGAGCACCAGAACUGCUUCUCUGCUGUGAUAAUUACGGAACCUCCAUUGAUGUAUGGUCUGUUGGGUGCAUAUUCGCGGAGAUUCUUGGCAGGAAACCACUCUUUCCUGGAACUGAUUGCCUCACUCAGCUCAAACUUAUCAUCACUCUUCUUGGCACCCAACCUGAAGCUCAUCUUCAGUUUAUUGACAACCCAAAGGCUAAGAGGUUUAUAAGAUCACUUCCUUUUUCCAGAGGACCUCACUUCUCUUCUCUGUUCCCUGAAGCGGAUCCUUUGGCGUUAGAUUUGUUGCAGAAGAUGCUUGUUUUUGAUCCAUCCAAGAGAAUCACUGUUUCACAAGCUCUGUAUCACCCUUACUUGACUGGCCUUUAUGAUCCAAUCCAAAACCCCCCUGCCCAAUUUCCUCUCCAUCUUGAUGUCGACGAUAGUACCAAAGAUCUAGCAGUUAUUAGGCAGAUGAUGCUCAGAGAAAUCCUGCAUUACCAUCCUCAACCUGCUCCUGCAUAUGUCAACAACUUUUACUAACUUUUCAAUUCACAGGAUAACAAAGCUAGGGUGAUCAAAUCUCAGGAUCAUCUUCGUGAUGUGUGUUGGGCAUUUGGGCGGGUCGGUCAAAUUCAACCCUGCUCGAUUAGAGACGUGGCGAUGUGACUUACCAUGGAAGAAUAUGGUUAAAUGGUUAAUGUCGAUGCUAUCACCAAUUAGUUUUAAGAAGGAUAUAUCAACCCGAUAAUCAGAGGAGUGCAACGCUUAUUAUCAGAAUUAUUUCAUAAUUUUGUAUUUAUGGAAUUCAGUUUUCCUUUCUUUAAACUCAAGAUUUUGUUUAAGCUUCUGAAUUAUCAAGAUUGCUUUUCUUAGUUCA
Molecule: messenger RNA, 2485 nt
Organism: Ipomoea triloba (trilobed morning glory)
Lineage: Eukaryota; Viridiplantae; Streptophyta; Magnoliopsida; Solanales; Convolvulaceae
Product: mitogen-activated protein kinase 7-like
Exons: 2
Coding region: 1021-2148 (375 amino acids)
Biological process (GO): intracellular signal transduction; protein phosphorylation
Cellular component (GO): nucleus; cytoplasm
Molecular function (GO): MAP kinase activity; ATP binding
Source: RefSeq, a predicted model, not a curated record